This is a messenger RNA of Frankliniella occidentalis (western flower thrips), 925 nucleotides long. RefSeq lists its product as uncharacterized. The record is from RefSeq and is a predicted model, not a curated record. NCBI's taxonomy places the organism in Eukaryota, Metazoa, Arthropoda, Insecta, Thysanoptera, Thripidae. The coding region runs from base 161 to 736 and encodes 191 amino acids. The transcript is spliced from 3 exons.
UACCCGAGGCCCUUCCCCCCGCCCCCCUGGGGGACGAGUCUGCCGCGGGACGCAACCCCCCUGGUCCAGGACCUGGUCCGCGCGCGGGGCCUCACCCAGUCCAGCGGUGCGAGCGAGCGCGUUCACGUCGUCGUCGUCGACCUCCCUCCUGGCGACCACCAUGUCCUGGCGCAGGGUGCUGGCGGCGCUGGCGCUGGCCGGGAUGGUGCGAGCCGGCCACCACUUCAUACGGCUGGCCAUCCUGCUGGCGCUCGGGCUGGGCGGCAUGUACAUGCUGCACAUGCUGGCCCAGGACUACAACAAGAUCACCAACCGGCCCGCGCGGCCCGCCGUCGCCGCCGCCACCCGGGCGCUCACCAGGGCCAUCGGCAAGAGGGACGUCGGCGCUGUGCUGCAGGAGCGCGGGCAGGAGCAGUCCGAGUGGGGCCCGAUGCGGCGCGCCGUCGGCCACGUGCUCAAGCAGGUGCUGCUCCAGGACCCCCUCGGGUGCGCGCGGAAGCUGGUGUGUCAGCUCGCCGCCUCCAAGUCGGAGACGCUGCGGCCGCACGAGGCCGCCAUCCUGCGGCUCGUCGAGCGCAGCAAGCUCGAGGACGGCGACGACGACGCUUCGGCCGAGUUCCGCGCCGCGCAGCGCCUGGGGAAGUCCAGUGGGGACGAGGCCCGCUGCGCCACCCGCUACUCCCGGUGCCUCAUCGAGGCCAGGACGAUGCUCAAGCUGCUGCAGGCGGUGCGGUGAGGCACGCUGUUAGUGAGCGUGCCCACGGAACCCGUCGAGCGAAACCAAAGAGGAGAGAACACCUCGCUCUCAAACACUAUUUUUUUUUUUUUCUUCCGUAGAUUGGAUGUUCAAACUGGAAUUUCCUUUUCUUUUUGUUGAUGCUUUUCUGUUAAGUUUAAUAAAAAGUUUUGAAAAAGUUGUUGAAAA